Molecule: messenger RNA, 2385 nt
Organism: Lachancea meyersii CBS 8951
Lineage: Eukaryota; Fungi; Ascomycota; Saccharomycetes; Saccharomycetales; Saccharomycetaceae
Source: the annotation of a GenBank genome assembly
AUGUUCAAGAAAAAGACCGAGCAGGAUCCGUUCAACCACUUGCUCAACCCCGAACCCCAGCCCGUCCAGAAGGGGUUCCUCCAAAAAGUCGUCUCUACUGCAAAACCAGCUCAGGAUGAAGGCGUCUCGGCCGCCAAUGCCCAGUAUAGCUCCCCAUUCCGCAAUUCGCAACAGCUGGCAGCGGCUCAAAAACGUAAAUCCCAAAAGUUCCCAACGAUCUCGGCGUCAGGUCCGGGGGUCACGGGACCUGACCUCGGGUACAAAGUGAUCGAUGCCGCUCGCAAACGCGCCAAAGACAUAGCUGUGCCCAAAUACUUGCAGGGCACCGACGAGCGCCAGCGUCGCAAGCUCGACAAGCUCGAGCGCAAGGAGGACUCUUUGCAGUACAAGAAGGACUCGCAAAAAAUCGUGGACGUCCGUGACCAGAAGCAGCGCAAUGACACCGAUGUUGAUGUUGAGGAGGCUGAGAUCCCCGAGCCCGUGGUAGAGACCGUGGAGCCCGUGGAGCCCGUGGAGCUCGUGGAGCCCGUUGAGCCUGUGGAUGACAACCUUCUCGACGAAACAGACGCCGUGGAGCCGCAGCCGGAUGCUGAGUUUGACACUGCAGAACCCGUCUUGUCUCAAGAAAACGGAGUAAUCGAGCCUGUCGUUAACGACUCCGAGCUCUUGGGUGCAGAAGUCCCCGAAAAUCGUGAAACUAUUACUACUGAAGAGAUCACAACCACCGGUACCGUACCUCCUCCUCCUCCUCCAGAACCUCUGGAGAUUUCAGAAACUGCUGACAUCCCACCGCUAGCCAAUGCAGAUAACUUGGAGCAUGCGUCGAUUUCGGCCGCCUCUGCCUCUGCUGCUGCCCCAGCAGACUUGGAAAAUUUGGCUAACGACGAUGUCCUCCAGCCCGCUUCAGACGAACUCACCAAACCUAAAGACCCUAAAGAGGCUCCCAAAGUGCCUUUCGCGACCGGUAUUUUUGCAUUGUGGACUCGUUCCGACAAACGCGGGCAACCUGUGGCCUCCCCAGACGAUCCUGAAUUCAUUGUGAGGUUCGACAAAGGCUACAUGUCCAAAGCUCUUUAUGACACUUUAGAGUACGAAGAAGCCAUUCACAAUCAAGAGAUGGCCGACUACACCAGAGAAAACGAGGCGAAAUACGACUCCAAGGCUCAAGAAUACAAAUCCAGUCUGACUUCGCUCAAGACUCAAAUUUCAGAAUUGGAAGCCGCCAUGGAACAGCUCAGAAAGGACACUGCAGAGAAGAUCCGUAUCAGCGACUCUCAGCUAACCACCAAAAUGAUCGAAUCUAACGCCAAGCACAGUGAUGAGAAGAAUGUGAUUUUCAAAGCAACCGAGAACACCAAAGCUGCCAAGGUUGAAGAGAAAGAAACGGUCGUGGCCAAUCAAGACGAAACUAAGGAAAAGAUCGAAAUCUUGGAAAAGGAAAAAGCUGAACUAGAGGCUAACUUCCAAGAACAUCAAACGCGCGUUGACGGUUUAACCCUCGAGUUGGACGGCAAGUUGGCCGCUAUUCAAGAAUUAAACGCCAAGCAAACAGAAGUCCAGGAGUCGAUCGCGGUUCUAACGGAACGCAAGACUGCUUUGAUUUCCGAAGCGGAAGCGCAUGACGCUCAGCACGAAUCAAACCUUGCUGUUCUUGAAAGCAUCGAAAACAAGGAGUAUCUACCUCAAAUUAAUGCUAUCGAUACACAAAUCUCCGGACUUUUGACUUCUCUAACGGUUAUCAAGCAAGAGACAGUAAACCAAGAAGCGGAAUUUGCGGCUGUUAGCAAGCGCUUGGAAGAGGAGAACGAAGCUCGCAAGGAGAAACUCAGACAAGAAGAAGAGGCUCGCAAGCGUGCGGAGGAAGAAAGGCUACAGAAGCAACGCGAAGAACACGACGAAAAAGUUCUCUUGCUCCAGCAAGAACAUCAGCGCGAAAUAGAAGAAGCAAACAAGCAAGCACUUGAAGCUCAGCGAGAGCAUCAGCGCCAGCUUGAUGAGGCCGGCAAAGACGCGGCUCUGCUGGAGCAAACGCUUCAACAACAGCGCGAACAGAGCGCAUUGCACGAAAGAGAGCUCGUCAGGCUACGCGGUGAGCAAGCUCUCCAGGAGCAAGAAAACGCUCGACUUGCUGACAAGGCUUUAGAGGAUGAGAUGAAAGCCAAGUCUCACAGCAGAGCCGAAGCGUUAGACGCUGCCGAGGUGGCGCGAGAGAAAAACGCACAAGUUGCCAAAUCCAAGGCACCAGAGGCUCCGGCUGCAAACGGAAAAUCAGCAUCAGCCGUCUUGAGCAACCCGGCUGAAAAUGCUACCAGAGAUAGUGCGUCGUUUGAAUAUUUUACUGAAAAAGAGAUCGCCUACGUUACUCCCAGCCAUAGUCGCGCUUGA